Messenger RNA from Micromonas pusilla CCMP1545, 1675 nucleotides. RefSeq lists its product as uncharacterized. Bases 26 to 1675 code for a protein of 549 amino acids. Gene Ontology annotation, molecular function: RNA binding; tRNA-specific adenosine deaminase activity. The record is from RefSeq and is a predicted model, not a curated record. Gene Ontology annotation, biological process: tRNA processing. Lineage: Eukaryota; Viridiplantae; Chlorophyta; Mamiellophyceae; Mamiellales; Mamiellaceae. The transcript has a single exon.
CCCUCGCGUCGCUCCGCGCGUCGCGAUGGGUCGUAAGAAGCAGACCGCGCGCAAGUCGACCAAGGGCGUGAUACCCCGGAGGCAGCUCGCGGAGAGGUCUUCGCCGGCGUCGCCGGUCGGCGAUCAAGAAAUGACUACAGCGGACGAGAGCGAGAGGUCUUCGGCGGCGUCGUCGGUCGGCGAUCAAGAAACGACAGCGGACCUCGGCGCCGCGGUCGCGGACGCGGUCCUCGCGAAGUACGCGUCGCUGCCGAAGCACGGCAAGCCGCAGGGUGGGGAGUACACCCUCCUCGCCGGGUUCGCGCUCACGGACGACGCGACGCCGAACGCGCGGCCCGUCGUCGUCGCGCUCGGCACCGGGACGAAGUGCGUGGGCGCGAGCGCGCGAUGCCCGCGCGGGCGCGCGCUCGCGGACUCGCACGCGGAGGUGAUCGCGCGUCGAGCGCUGCGGUAUUACCUCCUCGCCGAGCUUUACGCCGAGUUCAAGUCAACGCGGGGGACACCGGUAUCCGCACAAGCGCCGCAGCCGUCUGCGUUCCCGAUCUUCGAGAGGAUUGGGACGGGGCGCGCGUGUGUAGAUUGUGGAGGCAGGGCUCGUGCGGACCCUGGGGGGUGCGAGAGGUAUCGAUUGCGACCGGGUGUGCGGUUGCACAUGUACACGACGCAGUCGCCGUGCGGGGACGCGAGCGUGUUCCCGAGGAGCGACGAGGACGCGUGCGAGGGACACGGCUGCGGGGGGGGCGACGAAGGCGAGGACGACGACGGCGGCGACGGCGACGAGACGCGGACGAAGAAGCGCGCGAAAACGACCGGCGGCGGCGUCACUGGCGCGAAACUCCUCGGCGGCGGCGGCGGCGGCGUCGAUGCGGAGUACGGAGCGACCGACCAAGCGGUCGGACGCGCGAGGGUGAAACCUGGACGAGGCGAUCAGACGAAUUGCAUGUCGUGCAGCGAUAAGAUCGCGAAGUGGGUCGCGCUGGGCGUGCAGGGGAGCGCGCUGAGCGAGCUCUUGGUCGAGCCCGUGUUUUUAUACUCUAUCACCGUGGCGUCUCGCGACGGCGACAGUUCGCGCGCCGCGCUGCGACGCGCGGUCGUGGACCGAACACAGCUUCUGGGCGUGCGCGUGCGACCGCCGCCGCCGUGGCUGUGGCCGCCGACGCCGCCUCUGUUACACUUGUCGCCUCCGCCGCCGAUUGAGUUACGGGGAGACGCGAGGACGACGGAACCGAGGACCGCGUGCGGGUUCUCGAUCAACUACGUCGCGGUGCGCCCUGAUCUAGCCGAUAUCUUUGAGGACUGGAAGUUCCCGGCGGCGACCGCGGCGUCGAAAGGGAGCGUGGAGGUCACCAUGGGCGCGGUCGGGGUCAAAGCGGGGUUCAACAAAAAGGGCAGGGACUCGGACAAGGCGAUGUCCCGGCUGUGCAGGUACAGACUUGCGUGCCUGGCGAUCAUGGUGAUGAGGGAGGUCAGAUGGAGGAUAGGAGUGCGGUUAUCGUCGUACGCCGCGCUGAGAGCGGCCGCGGCUGGAUACAACGACGCGAGAGCCGCGUUCGCGUCGAGGCCGUCGCCUUUCGAGAGAUGGACGACGAAGGAGCCGUGUGACUUCAAUAUGGCGAUUUUGAUGCCGAUUGUUCCCGCAGGGUUGGCGACUAAGGUAGUCUACAAGACGACAUAA